UAUCUGGGACUCCCCGUGGCCUUCAUCCAGCAGGUCCAGGUGAAGGGGGUCGUGUCUCCGUGGGACAAGAACUUCCUGGCCGUGGACGUGUUUCGUUCUCCUUUGUCACGCGUGUUCACCUUGGUGGAGGAAAUCCGGAACCAUGUGCUCAGAGACAGAGCCGGUCACCGGAGCCUGGAGGACGUAUGUCUGCAGGUAACCGAUCUGCUGCCAGGACUCCGGAAGCUCCGGGACAAACUGCCGGAACAUGGCUGCCUCCUCCUGUCUCCUGCCAACUUCUGGCAGAACAACCGCGAGCUGUUCAACAAGGACCCGGACCUCAUCAGAACCAUCCAGCAACAUGAGCCCAAGACCCUGCAGACCUCCGCCACCCUCCGAGGUAAGGGGGGGCUCUUAUCCCUGCCGGGGGGUUCCUGUGGGUGACGUUAUCCUGACAUUGUUCUUACCACCAGAAUCAUAUCAUGGGAGCUCUCCCUUCUCUUUGUUUUUUUCUCUUCCAGGUUCCUGAACAGUCUGAGGGCCCAUCUGAAGCAGCUGCACCCGCGCACCAACAGCACCUCCCGGGGGAAGAACAUUGUCCACGUUCAUUUCAAGGAAGAGAUUGGCAUAGCGGAGCUGAUCCCUCUGGUCACCACCUACAUCAUCCUAUUCGCUUAUAUUUAUUUCUCCACCAGGAAGAUUGACCUGGUGAAGUCGAAGUGGGGCCUGGCACUGGCCGCCGUGGUGACUGUCCUGAGCUCCCUGCUGAUGUCGGUGGGUUUGUGCACGCUCUUCGGACUGACGCCGACCCUCAAUGGCGGGGAGAUUUUCCCUUACCUGGUUGUGGUGAUCGGUCUGGAGAACGUUCUGGUGCUGACCAAGUCGGUCGUGUCCACUCCGGUGGACCUGGAGGUGAAGCUGCGGAUCGCGCAAGGGCUAAGCAACGAGAGCUGGUCCAUCAUGAAGAACAUGGCCACCGAGCUGGGGAUCAUCCUGAUUGGUUACUUCACUCUGGUUCCCGCCAUUCAGGAGUUCUGUCUAUUCGCUGUCGUCGGACUCGUCUCGGACUUCUUCCUACAGAUGUUCUUUUUCACCACAAACCUAUCACGGUACCACCUCGCUGACUUGAACAAGAGGAUGCCUGCGGAGGCCUGUAUGCCGCCAGCCAAGCCGGUGACCCGCGGCCAGCGAUAUGAGCGCCAGCAAGCUCUGAGGCCCAACACCCCCCACACCAUCACCCUGCAGCCGUUCCGAAACCUGCGGCUGCCCAAGAGGCUCCGCCUCAUCUAUUUCUUCGCCAGGACGCGCCUGGCACAGCGGAUCAUCAUGACCGGAACCGUCGUCUGGAUCGGCAUCUUGUUGUACACCGACCCGGCCGGACUGCGCCCGUACCUGACGUCGGUGCAGGUGACCGAGCAGAGCCCCCUGGGUGGCGCCGCGGUGCCGCCCCUUCCCGUGCCCGUCCUGCCCGCCUCCGAUCCCCAGAACGCGCUGACUAUCUUCCCGACGGGCUCUUCCCAGCCGCUGGAGAACCAAUCGGAGAGAGACCACCAGGAGGUGCUGGAGUCCCUCCGGGGAGGGUUAGAUGGGGGGAGCCCCGGAGGCUGGGGAGGCGAGGGCGGGCCGAAAGACCAGAGCCAAGGCAGGACUGAGGCGAAGGAGGAUCGGGCCCACACGGAGGUGACCUGGGGCCCCGAAGAUGAGGAGACUUGGAGGAAGCUGUCCUUCAGGCACUGGCCGACGCUCUUCAGCUACUAUAACGUCACCCUGGCCAAGAAGUAUAUCAGCAUAUUACCCAUGAUCCCUAUCACCCUGUACCUGUCCCCGGAGGAGGUGUCGGAGGCACGGCAUCCCCACGAGGCGCAGCACUCGCACAUCUUUGCGCCCCAUCGGGAUGGACGUUUGGAGGAGGAGAAGCCGGCUGCCCCCCCCAGGAAGUCACAUGGCCCAGUGGACAUCACCCUGUACCAAGUGGCUGCCCUGGGCCUGGCGUCCGGCAUUCUCCUGGUGCUGCUGCUCUUCUGUCUGUACCGACUGCUGUGCCCCAAGAACUACGGACAGAACGGUUUAUCCCAACGGCGGCGAAAGAAGGGGGACAUGCCGUGCGACUACUACGAUUACACCCCUCCGGAGACCGAAAUCGUGCCGCUUGUCCUGAGGGGUCAUCUCAUGGACAUCGAAUGUCUCGCCAGCGAUGGAAUGCUGUUGGUGAGCUGCUGUCUGGCCGGACAGAUCCGUGUUUGGGACGCUCAGACUGGGGAUUGUCUCACGGUUAUUCCCAAACAAGGGCUACGCAGGGAAAGCAGCGGGAUCUUCGAGUAUCAGGACUCCUGGGACCAGUUCUCAGACUGUAAAUCUAAUCCCGAGGACUCUCUGGAGAACGGUUACUUUCCGAAGUGUAAAGUGACCCCCUCCCACCCGCCGCUCUUCUACGACCAGCCGGACCUGUCCAGCCUCAUCGAUACCAACUUCUCGGAGCAGGUGAAGGAGGAGCCGGAGAGCGUUCAGCGGCCGGCGAAGCGGGAGGUGGACAAUGGCGGUUACGAUUUCAGCAGUUUGGUCCAGCGAGCCUACGAGGAGCACGGCACCUCCGGCAUGGCCGGCUAUCCGCCAGUCUUCUCCCCUGCUCCGUACGGGCCGGGCCAGGUCAUGUCGGGGCGGAGCAGGUCCCCCGGCAGCCGAUCGGAGGCGAGCUGCACUUCCUUCAGGAGGAAAAGCUCAGCCGAAGAGCUGGCAUUCUGUAACGGGACCUCCUCCCCCGCCUCUAGCUGGACCGAAGAGUUUGACAGCGCAGUGUGGAGUCUGGGACUGCAGGCUAACUUGAUUGUCGCUGGCCGGAGCAAUGGGAGUCUGGAGGUCUGGGACGCUAUAGAAGGAAUCCUGCGCUGCAGCACCAGCGAUGGCCAGAGUGGGAUAACGGCGCUGGUUUUCCAGAAUCACCGGAUCGUGGCUGCCCGACUCAAUGGCUCUCUGGACUUAUUCUGCCUGGAAUCCCACAAAUCCUCCAGCCAGCUACAGUAUAGAGGGACGCCCAAUCGCACCGCGGUCCCGAGCUCCCCGCUGUACUCGAAUGAUGAUGUCAUCCGGUGUCAGCUGACCCACACCGUGGCCUGCGCCCACCAGAAGCCGAUCACGGUGCUGAAAGCUGCGGCUGGUCGUUUGGUGACGGGAAGCCAGGACCACACGCUUAGGGUUUACCGUCUGGAUGACGCGUGCUGCCUGUUCACGCUGCAGGGCCACUCGGGAGGGAUUACCGCCAUCUACAUUGAUGAGACCAUGGUCCUAGCCAGCGGGGGGCAGGACGGAGCCAUCUGCCUGUGGGACGUCCUGACAGGAAGUAGAGUUGGCCACAUGCACGGCCACCGCGGUGACAUCACUUCCCUGAUCUGCACGACAUCGUACGUGAUCAGCAGUGGUCUGGACGACGUCAUCAGCAUAUGGGACCGCAGCUCCGCCAUCAAACUCUACUCCAUACAGCAGGAUUUGGGCUGCGGCUCCAGCUUAGGCCUCAUCUCCGAUAACCUCCUGGUGACGGGCGGCCAGGGCUGCGUCUCCUUCUGGGACAUCGGCUACGGUGAUCUCCUGCAGACGGUCUACCUGGGGAAGUGCGAGGAAGCCCAGCCGGCCCGCCAGAUCCUGGUCCUGGACAAUGCCGCCAUCGUCUGCGACUUUGGCAGCGAGCUGAGCCUGGUCUACGUGCCGUCGGUGCUGGAGAAGUUGGACUGA
Molecule: messenger RNA, 3705 nt
Organism: Nanorana parkeri
Lineage: Eukaryota; Metazoa; Chordata; Amphibia; Anura; Dicroglossidae
Gene: SCAP
Product: SREBF chaperone
Exons: 19
Biological process (GO): SREBP signaling pathway
Cellular component (GO): endoplasmic reticulum membrane; Golgi membrane
Molecular function (GO): sterol binding; protein binding
Source: RefSeq, a predicted model, not a curated record